Molecule: messenger RNA, 1511 nt
Organism: Gymnogyps californianus (California condor)
Lineage: Eukaryota; Metazoa; Chordata; Aves; Accipitriformes; Cathartidae
Gene: CNR1
Product: cannabinoid receptor 1
Exons: 2
Coding region: 89-1510 (473 amino acids)
Biological process (GO): G protein-coupled receptor signaling pathway
Cellular component (GO): membrane
Molecular function (GO): cannabinoid receptor activity
Source: RefSeq, a predicted model, not a curated record
AGCCCCUAUCCUGCUAGUGUGCAAACGGAUUUCCUCCGAUGCAUUUUUCCCUCCCCCAAGUCUCUCUGAAACCAACAAGACUGGGGUUAUGAAGUCAAUCCUAGAUGGCCUCGCAGAUACAACUUUCCGAACAAUCACGACAGAUCUCCUUUACGUGGGCUCCAACGAUAUCCAAUACGAAGACAUGAAAGGCGACAUGGCAUCCAAGCUGGGAUACUACCCCCAGAAGUUCCCUCUCUCCUCCUUCAGGGGUGAUCCUUUCCAAGAAAAAAUGACUGUGGGAGAUGAUCCCCUGUUGAGCAUUAUUCCCUCAGAUCAGGUCAACAUCACAGAGUUUUACAACAAGUCCCUGUCCACGUUUAAGGAUAAUGAGGAGAACAUACAGUGUGGGGAGAACUUCAUGGAUAUGGAGUGCUUUAUGAUCCUGAACCCCAGCCAGCAGCUGGCCAUCGCCGUGCUGUCGCUCACCCUGGGCACCUUCACGGUCCUAGAGAACCUUCUUGUCCUGUGCGUCAUCCUCCACUCCCGAAGCCUCCGGUGUAGACCCUCCUACCAUUUCAUCGGCAGCCUGGCUGUGGCCGACCUCCUGGGCAGUGUGAUUUUUGUCUACAGUUUUGUGGAUUUCCAUGUUUUCCACCGGAAGGACAGCCCCAACGUCUUCUUGUUCAAACUGGGUGGAGUUACAGCCUCCUUCACCGCCUCCGUAGGUAGCCUUUUCCUCACGGCAAUAGACCGCUACAUAUCUAUACACAGGCCACUAGCUUACAAAAGGAUUGUUACCCGACCAAAGGCUGUCGUAGCGUUUUGUGUGAUGUGGACCAUCGCUAUUGUAAUAGCCGUUCUUCCUCUGCUCGGCUGGAACUGCAAAAAGCUCAAUUCCGUUUGUUCGGACAUAUUCCCUCUCAUCGACGAGACAUACCUGAUGUUCUGGAUCGGGGUCACCAGCAUCCUCUUGCUGUUCAUUGUCUAUGCCUACAUGUACAUACUGUGGAAGGCUCACAGCCACGCUGUUCGCAUGAUUCAGCGGGGCACGCAGAAAAGCAUAAUCAUUCAGUCUACGGAGGAUGGUAAGGUACAGAUCACUAGGCCUGAUCAAACUCGAAUGGACAUCAGGUUAGCCAAAACCUUGGUCCUUAUCCUAGUCGUUUUAAUCAUAUGCUGGGGCCCUCUCCUCGCCAUCAUGGUGUACGAUGUCUUUGGGAAAAUGAACAAGCUCAUCAAGACUGUCUUUGCCUUCUGUAGCAUGCUCUGUUUGCUGAAUUCAACAGUGAAUCCCAUCAUCUACGCUCUGAGGAGCAAGGACUUGCGACACGCCUUCCGCAGCAUGUUCCCCACCUGCGAAGGAACCGCGCAGCCCCUCGAUAACAGCAUGGAGUCUGACUGCCAGCACAAACACGCCAACAACGCGGGGAACGUGCACAGGGCUGCCGAGAGCUGCAUUAAGAGCACAGUUAAGAUUGCCAAAGUUACCAUGUCUGUCUCCACAGACACGACUGCUGAAGCGUUGUAAG